AUGGCCAGGCAACAACCAGGACUGGCCUGCGAGGAAUGUCGCAGACGCAAAGCACGAUGUGAUCGCGUGCGUCCACAAUGUGGUAUAUGCACAGAUUCAGGUCGACAAUGUGUGUAUGUAGACAAGAGGUCGCCUAGAGGACCCAAGAAGGGUCAGUUGAAAGAACUAAGAUCUCGUAUGGCGGUAAUUGAACAGCAGCUAGCUAGUCAGGGAUCCGGAAACGAAGAAACUUCUAAGGUACUCGAGUCUGUUGAAAUGAGCCCAGAACAAGACCAGCCAGGUGGUCUGCCUGGACACAAAGCCUAUACGGAAACGGACGAUGAUGCCACGCGACGAUCUAGCUAUGGCUCGACGAGCACCUCGACCGCGAAUAUGUCCAACUUAGAGGAUCGGAUUCUUGGGGAGAUGCCACCGGGCCAUCCACCUCGAGCGUGGUCGGAUAAUAAGAGCUUUGCAUCAGGUUCAACUACUCUGUACAGUCACCGACCCGCUUCUUCAAUGCCCACUUCCCCAGUCAAACAAUCUUUGAGCCGCAUGACUCUUAGGGAGGGCUUCGAGCGUUUGAACAGGGAUUUAUUAUACUUUGAGCGUGUCCACCCUAUUAUUCCCAUGAUUCACAAGGAUCACUAUUUUUCUUGGGCUCGGAAUGGAGAGACCUCUCCCACUCGUGCUUGUCUACGUUUAGCUGUCCGAGCUAUUGCUGCUGCCAUGUCAGCUGGAUUUGAUGAGAUUGCUGAUGUCCUCUAUGCACGAACUCGCAUCAUGCUUGAGACAUUAGACGUGCAAGAGCCUGCAGAAUUUCCAUGGGCAACAAGGCCCAGAAGCCCACAUAGCCGAAUAGAUCAUGAAUUAAUUCAGGCAUGGCUUCUGCUAGCUCACUGUGAGUUUUUACGCAAGUCGGAGCAAGAGGCUCUUCUCACAUCGGGGCGCGCUUUUACACUCCUGCAACUUUCUACCAUAUUCAAUGUCGAUAUGCAAAAUUCGCUGGACUCAAAUAAAAAUGAUUUUCGGGCCACGCGUUCCUUUGGGCCUUCGUCAAUGACUACCAAUGUUAUGUCCAAAAGAGCCUGGGUGGAAACUGAGGAAAUGCGGCGGACAAUUUGGACAGCAUUUGUUCUUGACCGACUAUCUAGCAUGCUCAAUCACCGACCCCCAAUACUACACGAAGAAAUUGUUGGUUACCUUUCCCUAGAAAUUAUAUUGAACAUAUCGGCUGAUGAGACGUUAUAG
Messenger RNA from Penicillium angulare, 1230 nucleotides. RefSeq lists its product as uncharacterized. The coding region runs from base 1 to 1230 and encodes 409 amino acids. The transcript is spliced from 3 exons. Gene Ontology annotation, biological process: regulation of DNA-templated transcription; DNA-templated transcription. Gene Ontology annotation, molecular function: zinc ion binding; DNA binding; DNA-binding transcription factor activity, RNA polymerase II-specific. Lineage: Eukaryota; Fungi; Ascomycota; Eurotiomycetes; Eurotiales; Aspergillaceae. The record is from RefSeq and is a predicted model, not a curated record. Gene Ontology annotation, cellular component: nucleus.